AUGGACUUGCAUCAAAAAAAAGGCGGUAGAAUUGCUUUACCCAAUACGGAUCUCAAUAUCAGAUCGUGCAUCCCUGCAUUUUGCCCCCCGGGAAAACAAUCUUGUUCGAUUCCGAAUAAGGAUGCCUUGAUACCGAUUCAACACACCCCGUGCGCGACUCAACCGUUUCCGUUCGAUCAAGGACCCCCCGCACCGCCCAUGAUCACUCACGAAUCCAUCAAUCAACAUCAGGACAUUGAAUACAUAACGCUUCCGGUUUUCAAAACGCGAAAAAACGAACCCCAGCAACAUUUCAAUCAAACGGAUCUUUCCGUUUUGGACGGAAGAUUUCAUCAGGAUAACAAUACGACGUUCGAUUUUAGAACUAUACAAAACAUUUCCUAUCCCGCCAUUCCCGACCCUCAUCCAUCCUAUUUUUGUUUGGCACAGUCUGGAAUACGUCCGAGAAAUAUCCUUCAUCAGGAAGCGCAAAAAUUUAUGGCUUUUCAACCGCCGCCCAGGAGUCCGAGAAGGGAACCCGCCGGGAGAGCGUUGGUUUCUCAACACGCGAAUCAUUUCAAUUAUUUAGAAAAGGAAUUCGAUUCGAAAACCGAUGACUCCAUGUACUAUCCGAAAAAUUUUAUGGUUAACAUACCGGGGAGAAGGCCGUCGUCGGAUGUUCAACUACCCAUUCCCUUUCAAUGGGUCGAAAUAAAUGCAAAUAAUCAAAAUAAGCAAAAAUUGAAUCAGAAUCCAUUGAUGAAACCCAUACCGGAAAAAAUAGAAACGAAUUCGUCUCAUUUGACAUUUCGAAGGUGUCAAGACUAUGAAAUGUUUCCAGACAAACCGGGACAACAACCACCCGUCGAAAACGACGACAGGAAUCCAUUUAAAACGAGACAAGUCAUUCAAGACAAUUAUUUGUACGCUGGAAACAAAAAAUUUAUCAGUGAUCAUCAGUCAUUUAAACUUAGCAGUACUCCAAUUAAAUCCUCUUAUAAAAUAUCUAAAAAAAAAUGUUUUCACAAAUAUGAUAAUAAUAAAUUGGAAAAUCCCCGUCCUCUAUUUCCCAACGAGUAUGGGAAAAAAUUUUUACCCAACAGACCGGAUAAUAUUCGAGAAGGUUUACAAACGGACAAUUAUUUGUCUCCUUUGAAUUUUUCCACGACCAGUAACAGUUCCCUUGAUUCUCUUUCUCAUAGUAGCACUCACAGAAGCAGAAAUAUAAAAAAUUUAAAAUGUACCUGCAGCGAAGACAGUGAUAGAUUUUCUACUAAAAAAUCAAGAGUUUCUAAAUGUUCGCCGAAAAGUAUGUACUCGGUCGGCAAUCAAACGGAUUUUUUAAAGUCACCCAUCGAGGAAAAAUUUCUAUUUCGCGAAACCAUACUCUUCGGUUGCGACGAAAUUGGAAAAUGGGCAAGAAAACUCCCAAUGGUUUCCGAAAUAGCCGGCAUGGUCGAUUACAUAAGGGAAAAAACGACGCAAUCGAGAGCUCAAAACAUUUGCAGCGCUUUGGGUUUGGAAAUAGAAGAUCAAGUCAUAGUGUCGGGAUACUUGAAAGUAUUUUUAAAAGUUGCCGAUUCGUGGCUCGAAGCACGGAAUUGUUUUGGCCUCACGGAAAAUUGCAUGAAAAAAUCGUGUCAGUUGAACAGCCCCGAAAUAUCGCAAAAUUAUUUAGAAUGGCAACACGCGUCGAGAAGACUUUUGGGUAAUAUAAUCCACGGCGUGGGUAAAGUUCUUGCUCCGAAAGAACCCAACGUGUUAGCGAACGGUCCUGAAGUUUCCAACUUUCCAAAUCAAAACGCACCGUUAAAUUUUGGAGGAAAUGAAAAUCCGAAUGGGAACAACAAAGUGGAUUGUAGACUCACGAGAAGUGCUUCGAAUCUUCAAAAAUACUACAACGCUAAAUUCCCUUCCACUCCCAAUAAGAGACCAUUUUUACAAAGGCAAAAAUGGACGAUAUCCGACACGGCAAGCACGACAUCUCAAUGCUCAAGCGGAAUGCGAGGACCCACGCAAAUGAACGAUUUGAACGUGGCAGGAAAUCCACCGAGAAAUUUUCAAACGAAUCCACCACCGAAUGCUGAACACGCAACAUCAUUUCCCCCUGAAACCCACCCCGUUCUUUUCUCCGAACUACCACAGCAUAAAAUCACACCCCUUAGUCAAAUAGAACCUCCCUCGUUGAAAAAGCAAGAAAAUUCAUCUCUCACGAUAGAUAUUUCCGCAUGGUUUUCCGGGAAAACCGGAGACGGAGUGAAUAGGUGUUUGUCAUCUUUGACCAAAGAAGGAGCUCUUAACAUGAGUAAAUUUUCCAUGCCUCCCUCACCGAUAAAACCCAUAGCCAAACCGGUGAACAUGUAUCAGAAACCGAUGAACAUACAAAAAUCACAAUCCGUAACGGUCGUUUAUGCGGCCAACGAGGGUUCGCAAGAUAGUUCAGACGACAUACAGCAAAAGAUAUACAUGAAACCGGGGAGUUAUAACGUGCCGAAAAAAAAACUAACAAAUGCGAAAAAAAGGAAUAACGUUCAAAAAGCGAAAGAAUCCUGUUGCGGAGACACGGAAAUCCCAUCGGGUUACAUAAUACCAUUUGUCAAUGCCGGACCAUUUGUUCCUCCACCGAGUAGAAGCCUUCAAAAUCCAAAUAUAAAAAUAGUUAAAAACAUAACGUCCCAAUCUGAUAAUAAUUUAAUUAACAUGGGAUUUAAAUCCGAAGAAAAUUUUAAAAUAAUAAGUAAAAACGAUAGCAUCGACGAUGAGAAAAAAAACGGAGAUGGAGAAAAUAGAAACGCGUCAAAAAAAGAAUCCUUAAAUCAAAACAAAAACCUAGAACCCAAUAGUAAUAAUAAUAAUAAUAACAAUAAUAAUAACAAUAACAACAACAAACAAAAUAAAAUACAAACGAAAGCAAUGAAAACGGACGAAUGGAUAUUAUCGACUCUCAUAAAUUCGCAAAUAAUGAGACCGCAAUUGAGUAAAAACGAUGAGGAAAACAACGACAAAGAAGAAUCCCUAAGGAAUUCAAACAAAUCCCUUCAGAUGAGCGGUGGUAAAUCACCCUACGAUAAAAUAACAACGUCGACAAAUUGCCUUAUGUCAAAACCCAGCCUCCAUCAUCUCGUCGACGGACAAGAAAAAUGCGAUGAUAAAGGUCAAGAAACGAGGAGUCAAGGUUCGCAAGGUCCUGAAGCGAGUCAAAGUCAAGCAUCGAGCGAUAAAAGUUCACAUGGGAUUGAUGAAAACAUGACGAACAGAUCCCAAAGUUCCAUCGCAUCGAGAUCCCUUAGCAAAGCAUCAAAAGCAAAUAAAAACGUUUGGCACAAUUCGAAAAGGCGGAGAAUAUUGAGUCAGAGAACGUUUUUAAGAAUUCAAGACAUUGUUAAUACUCUAUGGAAUUACGACAUGCCCGAUUAUUUGAAACAAGCCUUAACGAAUUAUUAUAAAAUAGUAAAAUAUCCGGUAUUUUUAGAAACAAUAACGAAUAAAGUUAAACAUGGGAUUUACGAAACGGUUGAACAAUUCGUACACGAUUGUCGUCGUCUCAUAUUCAAUUCUACAUUAUAUUUUGAAAAAGAUAAAAUAGAAACGGAAAAAAUUAAAAAAUUCAGUGAACAUCUCGAUAAACUAAUGCAAGAAACAUUUGAAAAUUGGGAAUGUUGGAAUCACAUAACGGGCGAUCCGAGAGAAGUUAAUUUUUUCCCCGAAUUAAGAUAUUCAAACGGUUGCGGAUUUGGGAAAAAACGUUCCAAAACUCCCAAAAACGGAUCGAGAAAAGAUGAUAAAUUAUACGAGCCGUAA
Messenger RNA from Pediculus humanus corporis (human body louse), 3780 nucleotides. RefSeq lists its product as uncharacterized. Gene Ontology annotation, molecular function: protein binding. Bases 1 to 3780 code for a protein of 1259 amino acids. Lineage: Eukaryota; Metazoa; Arthropoda; Insecta; Psocodea; Pediculidae. The record is from RefSeq and is a predicted model, not a curated record. The transcript has 3 exons.